AUGCCGCACAAACAUUGUUCCAGAUCCCCCUCAGCUUCAGAGAGUGACACCAGCAGCGACUCUUCUAUUUCCUCAAUGGAACACUUGCAACCUUGCCUUAAGAAGCUGUCUAAAAAACAUGGGCACAAAUCUGAUAAAGGUGAUCGAGAAGUCAAGCAAGCUAAGAUCUCGAAAGAGAACAACUCUGAACUCGAAGCUCAAGAGGAUUAUCUUGUGGCAGCACAUGCCAUGGCACGUUGCACUGAUCUGUUUUGCAACAUGGAGAAACUUCUAAGGGUAGGUCUACUCCUACAGCAAGAGCAGGCUGCAGAGAAUGGAGAAUUGGAAGAGUCAGAGGUCGAGCACGAAUCCCGUCAGAAAAGGCUUGCAAUUCGACCAAUACCCUCAAUCAGUACAAGCGCAACUAUCAGCAGUUGCUCCAAGGAACUCACUCAGAUCACACAAAAGAUGACUGCUGUUAUCAGUGGAACACGUUUGGAUGAUGCAACUCACUUAAAGGCCCAAAUCAGCCACUAUGCGGUGCCUGAACCAUUAAAAGAAGGUUUGAAGCCUACAAUCUACAACGGCGGCUCACUGUCCAGGGUGCACAUGGGCAUCAAUCACCCUGUGCUUGCUUCUUUUCUUUGUCUGAUAUCAGCACUCACUGAUUUCAACCGAGAUCCCACAUUGGCCCAAAAAUGGAUGGAGAUCAGACGUAUCUGUAUGACCUCAAUCGACUUUCCGGUGUUUCUGUGGGCCGGAAAUCCUCCUGGCAGCAGGUACAACAAGGAUGCCAUGCACGAGGGCCUGUUCCAGGGCUAUCUCAUCGAGCAUAUAAUGUGUCAUAUUUUUACAGGUCCUUCCACUGCAUUAGGUGACGACUCGUGCACUACACAUUUGUGCAAUAUGUCCCUGCAUGACAUGACUACUGUCGAGGCAGAGCAUAUAGCAUAUGUUUGCAUUCAGGCACGCUUUGCCAUCAGCAACAAGAACAAAUGGUCUGAAGCAGACAGUCAAUUCAACAAUCGCGCAUUCUAA
Molecule: messenger RNA, 1017 nt
Organism: Suillus fuscotomentosus
Lineage: Eukaryota; Fungi; Basidiomycota; Agaricomycetes; Boletales; Suillaceae
Exons: 8
Coding region: 1-1017 (338 amino acids)
Source: RefSeq, a predicted model, not a curated record